UAUGGGGUGGCAGCUCUGCCGUACGAACAGCUGAGCAAGUGUUUGAUGUGCUAAUAUUUCUAAAACGUUAUUGUUGUAAAUUAAAAGUAAUGUUAAAAUUACGUAAUGCAAUACCACAGCGUUUCUCUAAGAGCGGGUACCUUAAAUUGCAGCGAUACAUCUCCGCCCUAUACAUAACUGGCGAUAAAGCAAAUGAAAACUACGUUACUUUACAACCGCACUUGGAUUUUGCCGGCACUUUUAACGACAGAUCGGCGCUUGAGAAGUCAAUUAGAAACCGUGGCCUAAAAAUUAGUUUGGAGAGAGUGCUGGGAAAAUACCAAAAAUAUCUAACACAUCAUGAGGAAUUGCGACGACUAGACGGCGAACGGGAAGCGAUCAGCCAACAAUUAAAAACGCUUGCGAAAGCUGGUGCAGCUGCAAAGGAACUUGAUGAGCUCAAAGACCGAGGAAAAUCAUUACGCAAUGAUGUGAAGGCACUUAAACAAAUACUUUAUCCCAUUGAGGAUGACUUUAUACAUGAUUUCCUGCAUCUGCCCAAUCGCUUGCAUGCCAACUGCCCCGACACUGGAGAUGAGCGACUCGUGUAUCGUCACCUUCUGCCCGAAAAUACGCAACAGGUGCCUUCCACAUCGCACCUGGAGCGCAACGAUCUUAUACACUUUGUGGAUAACAAUCGCUAUUACAUGAUGAAACAGGCAGCCCAUUUCGACGUAAAUUCGAUGCAAGCGCUGGCGCGAUAUUUUGUAAAACAGGCCAAUUUCCUGCAAACAGCCAAUCCUGAUUUUGUGCGUUGUGUGCUGAUGGAGGCGAACGCUACGCCGCUGGAACAUUACCAUAUGGUCAAAGAGGAUAACUUGCAAAACAAGCUGAAUGUGGCUUAUUUGACUGGGGGUGGCGCCUUCGAAAGCUUCCUGGGCGCCAUGACAAAACUAUGUGUCUACUCAUCUGUCUUACCACUGCGAUAUGUUUGCUGUGGGCGCAGUUAUAGUCGCGCAGAGGCGAAACUACACGGUCCACUGCCAAGUCUCUAUACAGCCACCCAGACAAAUGCAGUGCAGAGCUUUAUGGCCACACAAACAGCUGAUGAAGCAGACGCACAACUAGAGGAAAUACUUAACUUGGCUGCUGAUUUCUACAAAGCUCUCGACAUACCAUUCCGUAUUGUAUAUGUUGGUGCUGAUAUGCUGACGCCUUCGGAAUCCUUGCGUGCAUCUCUAGAAGUCUAUGCGCCUUCACUCCAGCGGUACGUUUGCGUAGGGCGCAUUAGCAACUACAGUGACUUUGUCUCCAAGCGCAUACUCCUCAGCAUGAGACGCGAGAAACACUACGACUUCCUCCAUUUGGUGGGAGGCCCUGUGCUCUAUACGACUCGGCUGAUAGCAGCUCUUAUUGAGCAUGGAAUACCCUUGGAGUCUUGCAAGUUGCUGGGCAGCAACGAGCUGGAUACGAAAAAAACAUUUCAACAAGAUCUGCAAGAAUUUAAGAACCUUUUUAAAUAGAGAUUGCAAAAUUGUGUGGUUCGAAA
Molecule: messenger RNA, 1528 nt
Organism: Scaptodrosophila lebanonensis
Lineage: Eukaryota; Metazoa; Arthropoda; Insecta; Diptera; Drosophilidae
Gene: Slimp
Product: serine--tRNA synthetase-like protein Slimp
Exons: 1
Coding region: 90-1502 (470 amino acids)
Biological process (GO): seryl-tRNA aminoacylation
Cellular component (GO): mitochondrion
Molecular function (GO): serine-tRNA ligase activity; tRNA binding; ATP binding
Source: RefSeq, a predicted model, not a curated record